Molecule: messenger RNA, 3452 nt
Organism: Oldenlandia corymbosa var. corymbosa
Lineage: Eukaryota; Viridiplantae; Streptophyta; Magnoliopsida; Gentianales; Rubiaceae
Source: the annotation of a GenBank genome assembly
AUGGAAUCGUGGCAGUUUGGAGAAGUCUCAGCAACCAUUAACUUGAGAGCACCGGAAUGCAUUAAUUCCGACGAAGAAGAAGAACGAAGAGGUAAAGUCAUGGCUGCCGAAAAGCUUAGAGAUUUAAGUCAGCCGAUUGAUGUUCCAUUACUCGACGCCACCGUCGCCGCCUUCUACGGCACCGGAUCCAAGGAAGAGAGAGCUGCCGCCGAUCAUAUUUUGAGGGAUUUACAAAACAACCCCGACACGUGGCUUCAAGUGGUUCACAUUCUAUCAAGCACAAAACAGUUAAACACAAAGUUUUUCUCUUUGCAAGUCCUGGAAAGUGUCAUUAGAUAUAGAUGGAAUUCAUUGCCAGCUGAACAAAGAGACGGGAUGAAAAACUACAUCUCCGAUGAAAUCGUAAAGAUCUCAGGGAACGAGGCUUCGUUCCGCUCCGAAAGACUCUAUCUCAACAAGCUAAACGUGAUCUUGGUUCAGAUUUUGAAGCAUGAGUGGCCAACUCGGUGGCCGAGUUUCAUCCCUGAUUUAGUUUCCACUGCGAAAACCAGCGUCACGAUUUGCGAAAACUGUAUGGUUAUAUUAAAGCUUUUAAGCGAAGAGGUUUUCGAUUUCUCCUACGGAGAAAUGACUCAACAAAAGAUUCAAGAGCUUAAGCAAUCUUUCAACACCGAAUUCCAGCUUAUUCAUGAGCUAUGCUUGUACGUUGUUCUCUCAGCAUCUGAGAGAAUUGAACUCAUCAGGGCUACAUUGGCUACAUUACAGGCUUUUCUUUCAUGGAUUCCUCUUGGGUAUAUAUUUCUUUCACCCCUCCUGGAAACACUUCUUAAAUUUUUCCCUGUUCCCGAGUAUCGAAAUCUCGCACUCGAAUGUUUGAUUGAGGUUGCUGCCCUGAAUUUUGGGAACGGUUACAAUGCACAAUAUGUUGAGAUGUACAAUGUUUUUGGGGCUCAACUUCAGACCAUUCUGCCGCUUAAUAACCUAAAUAUAGCCGAAGCUUAUGCUAUUGGUAGUGCUGAGGAUCAGGUUUUUGUUCAGAAUUUGGCAUUGUUUCUCACAACAUUCUUCAAGUUUCAUAUUCGGGUUUUAGAGCCACAAAACGGCGGUUCUCUGUUACUAGGGCUUGAGUAUCUCAUUAAUAUCUCAUAUGUGGAUGACACAGAAGUGUUUAAGGUUUGUUUAGACUACUGGAACUCGCUAGUUUCGGAUCUGUUUGAGUUAGACUACAAUUCGGACCAUCCAGCUGUAACUGCCAGUAUGAUGGGACUGGAGACGCCGUUGAUCCAGCCAGGGGUAGCUGUUGAUGGCCUUGGAACACAGGUGAUGCAUAGAAGGCAGCUUUAUGUUGGGCCCAUGUCAAAGUUGAGGUCACUGAUGAUUUCGAGAAUGGCGAAACCCGAAGAGGUUUUGAUUGUAGAAGAUGAGAAUGGGAAUAUUGUUCGCGAAACCUUGAAGGAAAACGAUGUUCUUGCGCAAUACAAGAGCAUGAGGGAGACUCUAAUAUAUUUAUCUCAUCUUGAUCAGGAAGACACCGAAAAACAGAUGCUAAUGAAGUUGAGUGAGCAGCUCAAUGGUGAAGAAGACUGGAGUUGGAACAACCUGAAUACUCUAUGUUGGGCAAUAGGAUCUAUAUCCGGGUCCAUGAUGGAUGAAAAGGAAACUGUAUUUGUUUUGAGGGUGAUUCAUAACUUGUUGAAACUCCAUGAAAUUAAGAAUGGCAAAGACAACAAAGCUGUGAUUGCCAGUAAUAUAAUGUAUGUGGUUGGUCAAUAUCCAAGAUUCCUCAGGGCUCAAUGGAGGUUUCUGAAAAUAGUUGUAAAUAAGUUAUUCGAGUUCAUGCACGAGACCCAUCCUGGAAUUCAGGACAUGGCCUGCGACACUUUCUCGAAGAUUGCUCAGAAAUGCAAGAGGAAAUUUGUUAUUGUCCAACCUGGAGAAACUGAACCCUUUGUGUCUGAACUCUUGACAACUCUUCUUCCACCAGCGAUCGCUGAUCUCGAGCCGCAUCAGAUUCAUACAUUUUAUAACUCUGUUGGUCACAUGAUUCGAGCUGAAACCGACCCAAAGAAAAGGGAUGAAUAUUUGCAGCGAUUGAUGCAGCUUCCUAAUCAAAGAUGGAAUGAAAUCAUAGCGCAAGCUCGUCAUAGUAGUGUCGAUUUCUUGAAAGAUGAAGGGGUUAUUAAGGUGGUGCUGAAUAUUUUGCAGACUAAUACUAGUGUUGCGAGUUCGGUUGGGAAGUAUUUCUUGUCUCAAAUAUCUCUAAUCUUUCUGGACAUGCUCAAUGUGUAUAGAAUGUAUAGUGAACUUAUAUCUAUCGGCAUUGCGCAAGGAGGGCCGAAAGCCUCUAAGACGUCGAUUGUGAAACUCCUGAGAUCAGUAAAGAGGGAAACACUUAAACUCAUUGAGACCUUUUUAGACAAGGCUGAAAAUCAGGCACAGAUUGCGAAGCAAUUUGUUCCCCCAAUGAUGGAUCCUAUACUAGGUGAUUAUGCCCGGAAUUUGCCUGAUGCUAGAGAGUCGGAAGUUCUAUCGCUUUUCGCGACAAUCAUAAACAGGUAUAGAUGUAAAAUGACAGAAGAUAUUCCUCGGAUUUUCGAAGCUGUUUUCCAAUGUACUUUGGAGAUGAUUACUAAGAACUUUGAGGAUUAUCCUGAACAUCGGCUCAAGUUUUUCUCGUUGCUUCGCGCCAUUGCUAAGCACUGUUUUCCAGCCCUGAUUCGCUUGUCGAGUGAGCAACUUAAGCUUGUGAUGGAUUCCAUUUUCUGGGCUUUCCGGCAUACUGAAAGGAAUAUAGCUGAAACUGGAUUGACUCUUUUAUAUGAGAUGCUCAAGAACUUCCAGGCCUCCGAGUUCUGCAAUCAAUUCUACCUAGUAUAUUUCUUAAUGAUUGAACAAGAUAUAUUUGCGGUUCUAACAGACACAUUUCAUAAGCCAGGGUUCAAAUUGCACGUUUUAGUUCUGCAGCAUUUGUUCUGCCUCGUAGAAUCAGGUUCGUUAACGGAGCCAUUGUGGGACGCUUCCAUAGUUUCUUAUCCGAAUAAUGGAAUGUUUGUACGCGAAAAUACCAUUAAACUUUUGAGUACAUCGUUUCCAAAUAUGAUCGCAGCUGAGGUUGUGCAACUUGUGAACGGACUUUUCGAAACAAGGACCGAUCUCUCGAAAUUUAAGCAUCACAUGAGAGACUUCCUUGUGCAAUCGAGAGAAUUUUCAGCUCAGGACAACAAGGAUCUUUACGCGGAAGAAGCCGCCCUGCAACGACAAAAAGAGAGGCAGCGGAUGCUGUCCAUUCCAGGGUUGAUUGCGCCGAAUGAGAUCCAAGACGAGAUGGCGGACUCAUAGUAGUAGACUAGCAGGACUUAGGUUUAUGUAGGAGGAAAUCCUGUGGUUGCAUCAGGCUUAAUUUAAUUUGCUUGAUAUAGAUAGAUAGGAGAGGCUGCUUGAGUUCGAUUCCC